Perkinsus marinus ATCC 50983 is the source of this 204-nucleotide messenger RNA. RefSeq lists its product as hypothetical. The record is from RefSeq and is a predicted model, not a curated record. Lineage: Eukaryota; Perkinsozoa; Perkinsida; Perkinsidae. The transcript has 2 exons. Bases 1 to 204 code for a protein of 67 amino acids.
AUGCCUGAGCCGUCAGAGCCGAGGAAGGAGCUCGAGCUGAGUAUCCCCUAUAGUGGAUCUGGUCUACAGCUGGCCACUCUAGACCCUAGAGCUUUCAAGUAUCAGUCUGGUCGGGCAUUAGUACGUGCCCUAGGGUCGGGGGAAGGAGGGGGAGGGGUUGCUGGAGGUGUAGGAGGAGCUGGGGGCGGCGGAUUAGGGUUGUAA